Messenger RNA from Anoplophora glabripennis (Asian longhorned beetle), 4756 nucleotides. RefSeq lists its product as uncharacterized. Gene Ontology annotation, biological process: proteolysis. The transcript has 16 exons. Gene Ontology annotation, cellular component: extracellular region; membrane. The record is from RefSeq and is a predicted model, not a curated record. Gene Ontology annotation, molecular function: protein binding; serine-type endopeptidase activity; chitin binding. Bases 138 to 4655 code for a protein of 1505 amino acids. NCBI's taxonomy places the organism in Eukaryota, Metazoa, Arthropoda, Insecta, Coleoptera, Cerambycidae.
GUUUAAAGCUUGACCCCUUCUUGCCAAGUCGAUAAGAUAAUACAGUCCAGUUUAAGGAGCAAACACCUACAAAAUGAAAACAAUAUAUUGAAUUGUUAUUGACUAGAUUUAAAGCAUGUUUCUAUUAAACUAAAGAAAUGACACGGUGUUGUACUUGUCUUGUAUUUUCUAUAUAUUUGUGGCUGCUUUUGGGAGAAUGCAGAGGGAUAAUUUUAGCAAAUCAGCAACAGCCCAAACCAGCUUACAGUUCCGGAAUCAAAACUACCGCCUGGAGGAAUCCCAGUACCAUUCAAACCCAUCAGAACUACAGCAGGGUCUUCGUCCACAACAACCCAAACAGCGACUCCCAAUACGUCAUCACCAAAGCGGAGAAAUCUGACAGGCUGUAUCCGGUAUACAAUGCGCAUUCCUACGGACAACAGCCCGAACAAACCCAAAAAUUAAUCCAGUCCAAUUCUCAAACCUCGCGCAACUCUACUGGUCAAUAUGUCCCGGGGGCAAAUCUGGCGGGGACUCAGAACAACAGGACCAUCUACAAGAGGAAGAUAGAAUUCAAGACCAUCGAGGUGUACGAAAAAUGCCCUGAAGGCGUUACCGGCUCACUGGUGUACUACCUAAGCUGCAACCAGUUCCUCAACUGUUGGAAGGGAAGAGGGGAAAUCCAAAACUGCGCUCCUGGUACCCUGUUCAAUCCGAAGACUCUGGAAUGCGAUUUUCCCGAAAAGGUGGAGUGCGUUACAGGAAGGCAAAAUUCUUUGACGCUACAGACGAGUCGUCAUCAAAAGUCGGUUACUCAAGCGCCCUGCCCUAAAGAAUUCAGCGGCCUGAUCCCCAACUACACCGAUUGUUCCAAGUUCAUUAGCUGCAACAACGGCCAGCAGGUUUCUAUGGAUUGCCCACCUGGUACUCUCUUUGAUACAACUCGGAAUGUCUGCAACUUCCCGUACUUGACCACGUGCUUCAAUGGUCAAUCCGGUGCUUCCCAAAACAGCAGCGGUGUAGGGUACGAGAGUCAAUCGCAGUUUCAAGGCCAACAAGGUCAAUAUUUAGGGCAACAACCGGGCUAUUAUCAAGGUCAUAACACGUACGGAGCAAAUCAGUACGGACUUCAAGGUCAGCAAAAUCAGCAAAAUUAUGGUCUAGCGGCCAACCAACAUGGGCAGUCUCGUUAUAACUACGGUAAUGAAGGCCAGUACCACUCUGGUAGUCACGUGGGACAACACAGCAACAUACAACAAGGCAUUAACUCAAAACUGGACUUCGGUGGAGGCAGCGGAACUACUUAUGGGAAAGACCCAGUGAGUCAAGGUCACAGUUUUUAUAUACAAACCACUCAGGGAAGGCCUAGGUGUAAUCCGCAGACACAAAAUUGUGGCCUUGACUCCGGUGCUUCAACAAGCAACAACUACGGACACACUUCAGCUCAAAACUGCAAUCCUCAGUACCAGAACUGUGAUCACAGUCUUGGUCAAGGCCAAGGCCAGUUUUUUGUACCAGGAUGCGAUUCUAGAACCCAAAACUGCGGUCAAAGCUACGGAAGCACUCAGCAAACAGUCCACGGGCACAGUCAGACCCAAGAAGGUUAUGGCCAGCAAAAUUUUCAUAGAGUUUGCAAUAUAAACGACUCUAAUUGCCAGAGGAACACUACCGUUGCGAAGAAAAGCAAAGAACCCAAAUGUCCAGAUGGUUUUCAAGGCAUUACCAAACAUCCUAGUGACUGUAAAAAGUUUCUGAACUGCGCCAACGGUAGGACCUUCAUCCAGGAUUGCGCACCAGGGACUUUGUUCAAUCCGGCUAUCGGGAACUGCGAUUUCCCGUACAACGUCGAUUGUUCGACCAAUGAAACCGACGAAGCAACUGAACGCUAUGGGUCGAGUUCGACAAGCGAAUGGCAGAGGGUAUACCAGGAACACGUUGAACAAUAUGGUCAAAAUGCUGGGCACGGUAAUAUUAGAACAGUGACCACCCCAACACCGCAGUAUCAACCCUCUUACACCACAAAUCGGGGCAUUUACAAUCAAGGUCAUACACAGGGAACGCAUGGCCAAGGUCAAGGUGGUUAUUAUCAAGGCCAGUUCAAUACCGACUACGCCCAAGGUCAGUCAAAUCAGAACCAAGGCUCUUACAGUACGAGUGGCAUUAAAACCAGUCAGAACCAAAAGCCAGGUGGUGGCGUGACUGUAAUCCAGCCUUUGACACCCAGACCGACUUACAUAACGAACAUACCGCGCGAAACCGUGGUCAAUAUAGGCCAAACCGGGGUGGUGAGUAGGCCAGCCCCAACUCACAUCCAACUAGACAACAAAAGAAACAAUGCUCCAGACUACUUGGAUAUCUCCGACCCUAACGAGAGGACCAACUACCUGAUCCACUCCACCACCACCAGGAGUGUGGGAAAAUGGCCCCCGCCGUUCCCCUCCACCGACAUCAACGCCGACUACGUUUUCGAGUACGAGGACGGGGAACCGGUGACCUUGGAACCGGAGAACGUCUUUCGCGCUGACAACAAGAAGAAGAAAAAGGCGGAUUGCGGCAAGGGGGACUUUUACUGUUCCUCGGAGAUGUGUAUCUCGAAAUCGGCUGUUUGUGACGCUCACAGGGACUGUCAAAAUGGAAAAGACGAACUGGAGUGCCAAGAAUAUCUGCAGAGGUUCGCACUGAGCAAAAAUUCGCAACUCAACGUUCUGGAGGACCAGCGUUGGAUCAACGUCAGUCAAGCCACUUGCGCUCUUCUGUGCAUCCGCAACACGGGUUUCGAAUGCAGGUCUUUCAAUUACAGGAAAAUGGACAAAACCUGCUUCCUGUCCAGCUUGAACGUGGGGCUGACAGGGGCGUUGAGGCCGUACUACCCCUACGACUACUACGAACUGAAGACCGCUUCGAUCGACUGCGCGUUGAUGUUCAAGUGCAACAACAACAAGUGCAUCACGAGCCACCAACUUUGCGACGGUUUUGCCGACUGCGCAGACAGGGAAGACGAGAAAAAUUGUAAAGCCGAGGAUUUCGGCUACAGCAUAAAGCUGGCGGGUACUGGCAAGAGCAACGAAGGUCGGGUGGAGGUCACAGCUUUUGGGAAGACCGGGUACAUUUGCGACGACCAAUUCGGCAUGAAAGACGCCAACGUCGUCUGUAGAGAGCUUGGGUUUCAACUAGGCGCUGCCGAGAUCAAAGGUAACUCGUACUUUGCCGCUGACAUUAAGGAGAAGAACACCCUGUACAUGAUAGACGACCUGGACUGCCUCGGCAAUGAGACCACCCUGAUCGAUUGCAGCUUUCCGGGAUGGGGAGUCCACAACUGCAGGAAUCAAGAGAUUGCAGGGGUUGUCUGUAAAACGCCUCAAGAGAAAUGCGGCAAAGAUUCUUGGAAGUGCGACAGCGGCAACGAGUGCAUACCUUAUUCUUUCGUCUGUGAUGGACUCUACGACUGCACGGACGACACUGACGAAGCAACUCACCACUGCGAGGCACCUACGCAGCUUAGACUGACCAACGGCACCAGCGACAUGGAAGGGCGGCUAGAGAUCAAACACCACGGCAUCUGGGGAACGAUCUGCGACGACGACUUCAACGAAGACGCCGCUAAAAUAGUCUGCAAGCAUUUCGGAUUCAAGGGCGCCGUCGUCGUGAAGAAAGAAGGCUUCUUCGGGCCAGGUGAGGGUCCCAUUUGGCUGGAUCAGGUCUCUUGCUACGGAAACGAAACCGAGCUACGCCACUGUACUCACUGGAACUGGGGCGAGCACAACUGCGACCACACGGAGGACGUGGGGAUCAUCUGCAGCAACCAGGUGGAAGCAGAGCCGCUCCAACGGCAUUCCAAAAUCAACGUCGGGUACAAGAGCAGCGUGAGAUUACCGGAAAACACCUGCGGGUUCAGGAAAGACAAUCAGUUCCUGUUGGACGAUUUGAUUCACACCAGAGUGGUUUCUGGGUCUGUGGCUAGGAAGGGGGACUACCCCUGGCAGGCUGCCUUGAGGAUCAAGGGCAAAGCCCAGCAGUCCCACCACUGGUGCGGGGCGGUCAUCCUGGCCAGCCAGUGGGUUCUGACAGCGGCCCACUGCCUCAUGGGGUACGCCAAGGGGGCUUACAUGAUCGUCGCCGGAGAAUACAACACCGACGAAGACGAGGGUACCGAGCAGACCAAAUACAUCGAAGAAUACUUCAUCCACGAGAACUUCACCGAAGGUGAACGGGUGAUGAGGAACGACAUAGCCUUGGUUAAGGUGAAGGGCGUUGGGUUUUCCUUGAACGAGGACAUUCAACCUAUUUGUCUUCCGGAAGAGGACGUUGACUACGAGAGGGACCUCAACUGCACCAUCUCGGGUUUCGGCUCGGUUAAAACCGGAAAUUCCGCGUAUUCGCACAAUUUGAUGGCGGCGUGGGUGCCGAUCAUAAGGACGGAUAUCUGCAAGAUGCCCCACGUGUACGAUACCACCCUGUCAGAGGGGAUGAUCUGCGCCGGAUUUUUGAGUGGCGGUGUUGACAGUUGCCACGGGGACAGCGGGGGGCCUUUGGCCUGCCUAGACAAUGGUUUGUUUACUUUAUACGGAAUUACGUCAUGGGGGCACCGUUGCGGCUUCGCCAACAAGCCCGGGGUGUACGUUAAAGUUGCCCACUACAGGAAGUGGAUCGACGACACCAUAACGAACAAUUCUUGAAGAAGUAUACUGACCGAAUAUACAUAUUCUUUAAUAUGUUUCAAAUAAUAAGAAUUGUACAGAUUUAAUAAUUUAAGGAAAUAAAUUUAAUGUAGAAUUAA